Ipomoea nil (Japanese morning glory) is the source of this 810-nucleotide messenger RNA. Its product is annotated as aspartate and serine-rich protein-like. Bases 1 to 810 code for a protein of 269 amino acids. Lineage: Eukaryota; Viridiplantae; Streptophyta; Magnoliopsida; Solanales; Convolvulaceae. The record is from RefSeq and is a predicted model, not a curated record. The transcript has a single exon.
AUGAAAGAUGAAGAAGAGUUUGCCCUUGAGUGGCUUGAAACCAAGGAUCUGAAUGAAGCUCUACGUCUUGAAAAGAUAAGACGUGUGUUCUCUUACAAAAUAACGAAUCGUACUCUCGGAAAGGAUAAAGCUCUUAUUUGCAUUGAGCUCAACAAACCCCCCUUGGAUCCGGCAUUUGAGGAAGAGAUGAAGGAAGUUCGCUAUGCCUUGUUAAUUUCCAAAGUCAAAACCAUCCUGGAGAAAGAACAUCAAAAUGAUCCUAACUGCAGUGUCAGUGGCUUGAAAGAUGAUCAAGGCCAAGAGAUUGACACGACCGAAGAUGAAGAAGACGAAGACAGAGAUGAUGAUGUCGAGGAUGUAGACGACGAGAACGGUGACAAUGAUGAUGACAAUAAUGAUGAUGACAAUAAUGAUGAUGACAAUGAUAGUAACAAUGGAGCAAAUCUAAUGUAUGACAGUCCAUCUCCUCUCUUGGUAGGUCCUGCUUAUGACACUGUUCCCGAAAGAUCUCCAGCUCAGAAAUCACCGUCCGAAAGUGAUGGCACAAGGGAAGCAUCACACCAAGAUGAAGACGUUUCAACUACUCAGCCUGAAGAUCUGUCUCGAGCUCUCGUUCCACAUGUUCGGCCCAUGAACGAAACUCCAAUAAAACGAGAGGAAGCAGUUGUACAUGAGGAUAAACUGGAAGCCUCCCCAAUUCUUCUAAGUUCGAGCAGUGGUGGCAAAAAGGAUGCCCCACUUCAAGGAGACAAGUUGAAACCCCACAAACAAAUAUUGAAGAAGACUCCCCUCCUGUAUCUCCACGAGUAG